GUAAAUUAUCCUUCACAUUCUAUUUCAGCUGCUCCAAUGGCUUCAACAGAAGGCCAUCAAGAAUAUGAAGAAGAGAAGCAAAUUCAGUCCCUUCCCAAAGAGAGAGGUUGGGCAUCACGCUAUCUCUAUCUAUUUCAAGGUUUUUGGUGUCCAUCAACUCAUAUUCAAGGUGUAAACAGUUUUCAAAACCACUUUCAGGCAAAACACAAUGAUGUUAUUGUUGCUAGCUUUCCAAAAUCUGGCACUACUUGGUUGAAAGCUCUUACUUUUGCUAUUCUCAACCGUCAUCGUUUCCCUUCUUUAGAGAACCAUCCAUUACUCACUUCAAAUUCCCAUGACCUUGUGCCUUUCCUUCACUUUAUCUUUCAUGGUGAUGAUAUCUAA
This is a messenger RNA of Sphenostylis stenocarpa, 384 nucleotides long. Lineage: Eukaryota; Viridiplantae; Streptophyta; Magnoliopsida; Fabales; Fabaceae. The record is from the annotation of a GenBank genome assembly.